GAGAGAGAGAGAGAGGAAAAAGAAAAGAAGGCUAGGAGGCAUUAUGAAUUUGGAGAAUUGGGAGCAGUAAUUACAUUUUCACCACCACAGCCAUGGACGACGAUGAAUUUCGACGCCUACUCGAUCUCUUCCCUAUCGUCCGAUCUCGCCACUACCAUGGUGAAUCAGAACAAUCUAGAGAAUCAACUUCUAAGUCACCACAGCAUGAAGCGCUUAAAGGGUGGCAGGAUGCAUGGGAUGAGGAUAAAAGUGAAGUGGAGAAGCAAGGAAUUGGCGAACAUUGUGAAUUCUGGGGGAAGAUAAAGUUGGUUGCUGAGAGAAAGGUGGGUGCUACAGAAGCGGAGAGAUUUUGCAAGGCGUUUCAACGGAUUCAUAAGAGACUUGUCUGUGAAGGACUCAGUUUGGAUGCUGCCCAAAAAUUCCUGAACUUGUCGUGAUCUGUACCAUAGAUUCUGUGUGCUUUUGUACAUUUACAUACUUUUGUGUAUGGUGAUUAGAAGCUUUUUCCUUCCUCUUCCUCCAAGGAAACUCUCGUGUCAAGGAGUUUCCGGCGACCACCCCCCUUUGAUAGACAACUGAGAUUAGACCCUUGUGAUUGUAUGAACUUUGUUAAACCAUUCUUACCUGAGCUAAUAGGCGAUUGUUGUUGGGAUUGUUUUGGACCUUCACAAGUGACAAGUUUACCUGUAAGUAUAAUCGUGGUUUUCCA
This is a messenger RNA of Pyrus x bretschneideri (Chinese white pear), 709 nucleotides long. RefSeq lists its product as uncharacterized. The transcript is spliced from 6 exons. The record is from RefSeq and is a predicted model, not a curated record. The coding region runs from base 93 to 437 and encodes 114 amino acids. Lineage: Eukaryota; Viridiplantae; Streptophyta; Magnoliopsida; Rosales; Rosaceae.